AUGAAUGUACAAGAUUCAACAACCAGCGCACAGCCCUUCAUUCGCCGUAACUCUACUGAGACGUCUCUAGUGAAUGCACUAAGCCGUCUGCAUUUGAGUGAAGGCGGUCAUCAGAACUCGCUUCGGCAGUCCACGUCGGGUGGUCAAGCGCACCAAAAAACACCCCAGAAUGCAGAAAGUGAUUCGCCCAAAACCCAAGCUUUCUCCACUCUCUCCAAGGAGAAAUCUGGCGAGGAGGGAAAGAACCACAAAGAAGAUGGGGCAGAAGCCCUCGUUUCCAACCCAACGCACCCUCUUCGUAGGGAUGGUGGUGACAGAACGGAGCAGCUGAAGUUGCCUGAGCAAGAAAGAGAGCCGAGCCGGUCCCUGUCUAGAGUGGAACAAAUUCCUCGUUGUUCUCCGUUCGCAUGGUGCACCUCAGCUGGACAGGAUGCGCGUCGGACCGUUGAUCAAGGCAUAUCUUCGCUUUUCCAGGCAGAAAGCGGACUGUUGUCGGUGGGGGCUCGUCCCCACGUGUCGCGGCCGCCGCCACUGUUCCAGUUCAGUCUUGUUCCACAUCCAGAAGUUUUGGGAGAGUUCUCUGUGGCUGCGGGGGAUGAUGUACAUCAUCAUCUCCUGCGUGCUGGUCUCGGUAGUCCGUCCUGCCCAAAUCCCAGUACCCCGCUGCAACACUCUCGAGCGGACAACGAAUUCUCCAGAUACUUGCAGCUUCUUUCUGCUGAGAAUCCUCACACAGCCGGGAACCGAUUGGGAGUGAGGGACAACUCCUCUCUGGCCGUCCAGCAGUUCUCGGCGGCUGCCCCAAGCAGCCCGUUGUUGGCAAGACGAGGGCUGCGUUGCAGCCCAAGGAACACUUUGUUGAUUUUUGACUGGGACGACACACUCUUUCCUUCCAGUUGGCUCCGCUGCGCAGGCAUUGACCCGCUGAACCCACUGCAGUUCGGGACUUUCAGCGAGUUACCCUCCCACGUGCAAGAAGCGUUAACAGUGUGUGAAGACAGGGUACUGCAGGUCUUGGAAGCUGCGCAUGAGCUGGGUAUGGUUAUGGUUGUGAGCAACGCGCACACUCGCUGGCUCCGCCUCAGUCUUGAGAAGCUGAUGCCUCGUGUAGGCGUGUUGAUGAGGCAGCGGGAAGUGGCUGUUGUGAGUGCUCGAUGCGUCUGUGAGGCGGUCGGCUGCCCCGAUGCCUCUCUCUGGAAAACGGCGACUUUCGACGCUCUCAUCGAUGCAUUUAUGCGCACGCAUGCUGCCGAAGUUGCACGGCACCGUCAGCUUGACCAAAACUCUACGCUGCUUCCACGGGGCAGGACGGUCCGGAACAUGAUAGAAGGCGGAUAUCCUCAGUCCGCGAACACUGUUGGGGCGUUACGGAUUCCGCGCUAUCUAACGAAUUCUGGAACCAGAACAGCCGCCGCGAUGAUGGCGCUAGAGGACAGGGAUGCUGGAGGCGGUGCAGAGGAAACGGCCAGGCUGUCAGCAGGAACUUCCACUACCGACCAGAGAGCAGAUUCCGGAUGUCACGUCUCCACACUAGCUCAGCUUGGUUUCGGAGGUCAAGCAGUGCAGUCCCGCACAGUUUCAGACGGUGGGUGCGAAGCGCGUCGAGGGACUCGACUGAGUUUUCGGCAGGACGACACUCUUUCGAAAGCUGAGGCGAAAGCACAGCCGACGGGAAUUCAAAAGAUGAACUUCCAUGAUUCAGAAUGUGUUAACAGACUGGGUUUGUAUUCCACGGCACAAAGUGGAGAAGAACGCGAGUGA
Neospora caninum is the source of this 1761-nucleotide messenger RNA. RefSeq lists its product as hypothetical. The transcript has a single exon. Bases 1 to 1761 code for a protein of 586 amino acids. Lineage: Eukaryota; Apicomplexa; Conoidasida; Eucoccidiorida; Sarcocystidae. The record is from RefSeq and is a predicted model, not a curated record.